Messenger RNA from Orbilia oligospora ATCC 24927, 3723 nucleotides. RefSeq lists its product as uncharacterized. NCBI's taxonomy places the organism in Eukaryota, Fungi, Ascomycota, Orbiliomycetes, Orbiliales, Orbiliaceae. Gene Ontology annotation, molecular function: phosphorelay sensor kinase activity. The record is from RefSeq and is a predicted model, not a curated record. Gene Ontology annotation, biological process: phosphorelay signal transduction system; phosphorylation. Bases 1 to 3723 code for a protein of 1240 amino acids. The transcript is spliced from 8 exons.
AUGCAUAUCGGCAUCAGAAACCAGCUGAGUGCAUUCGUCCUGGUUGUAUCCCUCACUUCGCUGGGCGUACUAGCCAUUGUCACAUGGUUUAAUAACCAAAGCCUCGUUACCGACCUUCGGCAAUCACGGCUUUCUCUCAUAUCUUCUCUCAAAUCCGACCAAAUCGCUUCCGAUAUCAACCUUCUCGAAACAGCCGUCACGAGCAUUGCCUCCCGAGCGCAGAUACUCAAUGCUAUAAAAAGGUACACCGGCGAGAUUGGGGGGGUUAGGAAUACGACUUAUGCCAACUGGAAUACCUCUCUGAUCGAUUACUCUUUGGUUCUAUCGACCCAACUUGCUUUACAACAUAUCACGGUUUACAGUACCGACUUCAAAACCGUAUAUCUUAACGUAACUAGCGAAACCGGCCUCCCCUCGACGACACCGGGUUUUAGGGAGAUUCGCGAUGCCACAGGGAAUCUUGUCGGGUAUAAUUCCCAACUUGGGCAUCCAGGUUUCCCUGACGAACUGUUCCCGACGGAGCCGCCAUCAGAUAGAAUGCUACUUUUAGGUCCCGUCAAAUCGUUAACCAACUCUUCAGCACAUAUUGCUAGCUUUACUGCGCCUAUAUAUAACAACACGACUGCGGCUGUUGUCCAAAAAUCUAUUCUAGGCUAUGUAACCGUUGUUUGCUCGCUGUUCAACGUGGAAAACACCCUUAGCGACUACGGCGAUCUCGGGCAGACUUAUCGCUAUUUACUUCUUGGUCCUACAAAUGGGAACCUCGCAGAUAGGGACUCUGGGUGGCCUGGGAAUGUCAGCUGGAGAUAUGUGUUGCCGCCAGUUAUUGGCCUUUCGGGAGAGGGUAGAUUGGGAGGAUUCCUUUAUGAUGUCGCACGUGCACCCGGUAAUGAGGGGACCGUUAUCGAUACUCGUAAUCCAGCAAAUGGUGCGAGGGUGGCCAUUGGCUUUGCGCCGGUUAACUACGCAUUCGCUGAUUGGAUGUUCAUUGUUCAGAUGAGCCAUGAUGAAGUCAAUCAACCGGUCGUACACCUCAGAAAUCUCCUGCUGGCUACUGUCUUUGGAACUGGAGCGGGCGUGGUUAUUGUGACAUGCAUUCUCGCGACAUAUGCCGUGCGUCCAAUCGCUAGGCUACGUGAUGCAACAGAAAAGACGACAAGGCCUCCAGGAUACAGCCCGACGGCUUAUGAUAGCGAAACAGAAGAGCCUCCGGCUGUCUUCGGAACGGCUGGGGAGAGUACUAUUGGCGAGUCCAUUCGGCGCCGGAAACCGUGGUGGCGGCGUGGCUUUACAAACGAGAAAAUCGAAGGCAGCACUAAUAGGGGCCGAAAAGGGCGAAGUUUCAGGGUGCCAGAGAAAGUUCCGGACAAGAAGCACAUUGUGACCGACGAACUCACCGAUCUCACGAGAACUUUCAACGAAAUGACGGACGAGCUCGUUAAACAGUAUACCCAUCUAGAAGACAGAGUGGCGACCCGGACGGCUGAACUCAAAGAACAAACGCAGCUGGCGAAUGCUGCGAAUGACGCCAAAUCUAUGUUUAUUGCCAAUGUGACACACGAACUACGAACACCGUUGAAUGGAAUCCUGGGAAUGUGUUCCAUAAUGAUGAAUGAGCCGGGUCUAGCACCUAGUAUCAAGCGAAGCUUGAAUACGAUCUGGAAGAGCGGAGAUCUCUUGCUUUGUCUAUUGACGGAUCUGCUGACCUUCAGCAGGAAUCAAGUUGCUGGCGUAAAUGUUGUCCUUGAGGAAGGAGAGUUUCAUAUCAGGGAUCUCGUUACCCAGGUUAGAGCAAUUUUUGUCAAGACAGCGAGGGACAAAGGCGUCGAACUAGGAAUUGAAAUCUCUAGCGAUACCGGUGAUGUGGAAGCUGGAGAGCCGUCAAUCAAUGGGAUUUUGAGAGGCGACUUGAAUCGGGUUCUGCAAGUUGUGAUUAAUUUGCUGAGCAAUGCGCUGAAGUUCACACCUGAGAAGGGAUCGGUACAACUAAGAAUCGCUAUGCUCAAGGACACGAAGGGUCUCGCAUUGACCACGGGAGACACCCCACAAAAGGAUAUGCCGCUACUUAAUAUCCCUCAAACCGCAAUAAUCAACCCAAAUACCCCGGCAAAUCUAGCUUUAAAGGCCAAAAAAGAGGCCGCAUCGCUAACAAUACCGUCACUAACAACUCCUGGCGAAGUUAGUAACUCUUCUACAACUGAAGCCUACUUUUCCGAGAAUAACAAGUCAAAGGAUGACGAAGACCACUCUCAAGAAGGUAGAAUACCAUUGGAAGACCCGAGAAUUACUGUCCGCUGGUUCGAGUUCUCUGUCAUCGAUACUGGACCUGGUAUUCCAAGCCAUAUGCACACUAAGAUAUUCGAGCCUUUCGUCCAAGGGGAUCUUGGCCUGUCGAAGAAGUAUGGAGGAACCGGCCUGGGCCUUAGCAUCUGCAAACAACUUGCCGAACUCAUGGGUGGCCUCAUUGAACUGAAAUCAUUCGAAGGAGCAGGUAGCUCGUUUACUCUACGGAUACCGCUCCGAGCUGGAGGAUUUCCAACACAACCCCAUACUGGAUACUCGAGACCUGGAAGCCUGGCCACCACAAGGUAUACUCGUAAUUUGCCACCGAACCUACGACCGAGAGGGGAUAUUGACAAUAUCAGCACUAAGACUGCGUCGACGGCUUUCAGCUCAAUAUCCGGCGGCCAAGCGGAUGCGACACGACUUGUUGGAUUGAGUCAACCAUUUUUCGCCCCAGAAGUUGUCGAAGACGAAUUCACUGAAAGACGAGGGAGCCGCAAUAUAGAGAAACGGCAUAAGGAACACUCCCCGUCUCCUCCAGUUCUGCCUACGAUACCGUCGUAUUCUGAGACACCACCCACGCCCACACCCGGGGAUAAGACGGAAACAGUACUAAGCCAGCGACGACCAACCCUAGAAAGAACUUCUUCAUCACCCGCCAUAAUAUCACCGAGGGGUUUGGAGGGAUUUUCCUCGGUGUCACGGAAACCAUCUGAUGACCGAGGAAAAGCACAGUCAACACCCUUGUCCUCUAUCGGAAAUGGGAGUGCUCCGCCUAUACCCACCCCAUUGGAUCAGGGGGGGCCUAAAUCCGCUACACAAAAACAGGGUGCCCUACCGACCAAAGCACCGCCUUCUACGGUUUCGCCCAGCAAGUCAGUCCGAAUGAGAAAGGUCCCAGAGGCCGAGACUGGAGAGGCAAGUUCUGGGCCGGCCAAGAAAGAAAAACGGUCCUCGAAGGAGUUGAAGGACCUGAAGGAUAAAAGAGCGUCCAUCAAAGUUCUUGUCGCGGAGGAUAAUCGAGUCAACAUUCAAGUCAUUAAAAAGAUGCUAAAACUUGAAGCUGUUUCAGAUAUCACUCUAGCGGAGGACGGUGCUGUCGCAGUUUCCAGGGUCAAGGAAGCUCUUGCUGUUGGCAAGAAAUUUGACAUCAUAUUUAUGGACAUCCAGAUGCCCAAUAUGGACGGCCUGCAAGCUACUAAAGUCAUCAGAGAGAUGGGAUACGCUUCCGCUAUCUGUGCACUAACCGCAUUUGCAGAGCAGAGCAACGUAAAAGAGUGCUUCGACGCUGGAAUGGAUUACUUUUUGGCGAAGCCGAUCAAGAAGAAUGACCUUAGGAAGGUUCUACAACUGUACGGGAGUUCGUCGACGCUGACUGAUGGAGGACUCGGUACCGCCGGGCCUGUUGAGGCCGGGCCUAGUGAAGUGGCACCGCAGUGA